Molecule: messenger RNA, 1736 nt
Organism: Abrus precatorius (Indian licorice)
Lineage: Eukaryota; Viridiplantae; Streptophyta; Magnoliopsida; Fabales; Fabaceae
Product: 3-hydroxy-3-methylglutaryl-coenzyme A reductase 1-like
Exons: 5
Coding region: 1-1647 (548 amino acids)
Biological process (GO): coenzyme A metabolic process; sterol biosynthetic process; isoprenoid biosynthetic process
Cellular component (GO): peroxisomal membrane; endoplasmic reticulum membrane
Molecular function (GO): protein binding; hydroxymethylglutaryl-CoA reductase (NADPH) activity
Source: RefSeq, a predicted model, not a curated record
AUGGACCUCCGUCGCCGUUCCUCCGCUGCCACAGCCACCACCACCACCACCGCCGCCGCCAAAGCCUCCGACGCCCUCCCUCUCCCCCUUCACCUCACCAACGCCGUCUUCUUCACCCUCUUCUUCUCCCUCGCCUACUACCUCCUCAACCGCUGGCGCGACAAGAUCCGCACCUCUUCCCCUCUCCACCUCCUCACUCUCUCCGACAUCGCCGCCAUUUUCGCCCUCAUCGCCUCCUUCAUUUACCUCCUUGGAUUUUUUGGUAUCCACUUCGUUCAGUCCUUCGUCGCCCGUCCCUCCGACGAGGACCCCUCCAAUGACAAUGCUGACAUUGUCCACUCUGUCACUGAUAAGAAACAAAAGUUGUUGUUGGUUUCCUCGGUAGAUGGAGUGGAUGAUGAUAACCGCAUUGUCGACUCUGUCAUUGACGGAACUGUCGCGUCAUACUCCCUUGAAGCGCGUCUUGGGGACUGCCGUCGUGCGGCGGCUAUCCGGCGUGAAGCGCUGCAAAGGAUGACGGGACAUUCUCUUGCUGGCCUGCCGCUGGAUGGCUUCGACUAUGAGGCUAUUCUGGGGCAGUGCUGCGAAAUGCCUGUGGGGUACGUCCAGCUGCCGGUGGGCGUGGCCGGGCCGCUGCUGCUGGACGGGGUGGAGUACACGGUGCCAAUGGCCACUACGGAGGGGUGCCUGGUGGCCAGCACCAAUAGAGGGUGCAAGGCGAUCUAUGUGUCUGGUGGGGCCAGUAGUGUGGUGUUGAGGGAUGGGAUGAGCAGAGCACCUGUUGUGAGGUUUGCAACGGCGACUAGAGCUGCAGAAUUGAAGCUCUUCCUUGAAGAUCCUCUCAAUUUUGAUACCUUGGCUGUCGUUUUCAAUAGGUCAAGCAGAUUUGCCAGGCUUCAAAAUAUUAAAUGCUCUAUUGCUGGGAAGAAUGUUUAUGCUAGAUUUACCUGUAGCACAGGUGAUGCCAUGGGGAUGAAUAUGAUUUCCAAAGGGGUCCAGAAUGUCCUUGAUUUCCUACAAAAUGAUUUCCCUGACAUGGAUGUUAUCGGCAUCUCUGGAAAUUAUUGUUCGGAUAAGAAACCUGCCGCAGUAAAUUGGAUUGAGGGACGUGGGAAGUCGGUAGUUUGUGAAGCAACUAUCAAAGAGGAUGUGGUGAAGAAGGUGUUGAAGACCAAUGUGGCUGCCUUGGUUGAGCUGAACAUGCUCAAAAACCUUACUGGUUCUGCUGUUGCUGGUGCCCUAGGUGGAUACAAUGCCCAUGCUGGCAACAUUGUUUCUGCCAUUUUUAUAGCCACUGGUCAAGAUCCAGCCCAGAAUGUUGAGAGUUCCCAUUGCAUAACCAUGAUGGAAGCUGUGAAUGAUGGAAGAGACCUUCAUAUCUCAGUGACCAUGCCUUCCAUUGAGGUGGGCACAGUUGGGGGUGGAACUCAAUUAGCUUCUCAGUCUGCUUGCUUGAAUCUGCUUGGUGUGAAGGGUGCAAGCAAGGAUUCACCAGGAUCAAACUCAAGACUUUUGGCCACCAUUGUUGCAGGAUCUGUUCUGGCAGGGGAGCUGUCUCUGAUGUCUGCUAUUGCUGCAGGGCAGUUAGUCAAGAGUCACAUGAAAUACAACAGAUCAACCAAAGAUAUGUCCAAGGUGUCAUCCUGAGGAGUUUGUGGUGUUAGGACUUCCAGCCUCUUCUAAUGAUGCCAGAGUAGAUAAAGGGUUGCGAUGUGACAGUAAAUUUUAGAGGAAAA